CCGGUUCCCACGCAAACUGACACCCAAACCGCCACGCAGAAGAAGAACAGGGUAGCAGACACAGUCAUGCAUAGAUAGACACGGUGGAUUGACAUGAGUGACAUGCCAAUGUUCCUUCACAGAGUCUCCUUCGCUUCACUCCUUUUUGUUUCUUUUGUUCUCGACACUUCCUGUUGCUCGACAGUUGAAUCGGAUAGAUAAGCGCGCGGGCGUGAACAACAGACAAAACAUCGAACUCAACCCGUCCCCUUCUUCAGCCUCGACGGCACACUUACGGAUUCUGGACAGUCGACGGCGCCGAAUACGACAAGAUGGCUAUGCAACUCCCGACUGUCAAUGGCGUGCCGGUGAUCAUGCCCCCACCGGAGGGCUAUGUGGUGGACUUUGAGAACCCAGCGCGCAACAGCGUGACAGAGGCCUACUGGCUCUUUGGAGUUGGUAACUUCUUGGCUCUGUUGUUCAUGAUGCAGCAUCUCUACACUAAGGCAUUCAUCAGAAGGAGGUUUCAGAUCGAAGAUGCCUCUCUGAUCAUUGCCUGGGGAUGCUCCAUCGCGCUGCAGUCCAUGAUCGUUCGGGACUUUAUGAGAGGAAUCAUGGGAACACACUCGUGGGAAAUGCCCGUCACCAAGUUCCUCCUGUUCCUCAGAGCGCUCUACCUCCUGCCGAUUCUGUACAACCCGGUUCAAUGUGGCGCCAAGCUGGCACUUUUGCUGCUCUAUCGAAGGCUAGCGCCACAAUUGUGGUACCAGAUUACCGUUUACGUCGUCAUGUUCAUCGUCGUCGGUUCAUCGUUCGCCAUCAUGUUCGCCGCCAUCUUCCCUUGCAACCCCGUCCAGUCAGCUUGGGACAUCAGCAUCCCCGGCGAGUGCAUCAACCGGCCCGCUCUGUACCAGGCCACGGCUAUCCUCGGUGCCAUCACCGAUCUGAUGGUGCUGGCGGUGCCAAUUCCAAUCGUUGUCAAGCUUCAUGUCCCUCUCAAGCACAAGAUCGCUCUGAUUGCUGCCUUUAGCGUCGGUGGAAUCACGUCUUUCACCUCCAUCAUGCGUCUCCACGCUUUGAUCGUCUCCAUGGGAGACAUUGACCAAUCUUGGGGCGGUGGCCCCGUUCUCCUCUGGAUUUUCGCCGAAGCCAACCUCUCCGUCAUCUGCGGCACCCUCCCCACCAUCAAGCCCUUCCUCAACCACUUCAUCCCCCGCCUCCUCGGCUCUUCCAACGCCCGCUCCGCCUACCCCGUCAACAGCGGCCUCUCCAAGUCCGGGGGCCCCCCCACCUUUGGCGGCGGCGGCGGCGGCAACCAGUCCCAAUCUCAAAAGCGCGACAAGUACCAGCGCUUCGACGACGACAUCAUGUACCCCCUCGAGACCGUCGUCGCCGUCGAGACGGGCGAUGACUAUGCUUCCUCGGAGCCGACCAGGAAGAGCGAGAGCGGGUCCGAGAAGGCGAUUAACCCUGGUGGUAUUGUGCAGACCAAGACUGCUACUAUCACUUACCAGAAUGCACAUGCCAGGUAGAAGGGGUUGUGGGAUGGUGAAUAAAAGGGGAGUUGGAUGUUGGGAUGAGGAAAAUAUGAUACCACUGGGAGGGCUGUUGGUUUUCUGGCGAAAAUCAUGUUUACGUUCUUUUGUUUGAAGCGAUUUCUUUUUGAUUAUUAGACUUUUUUAUUUUAAAAAAUAGAUGAAAAUGGGGGUGGGAGGAAAACACGGAAUUCCACUGGCACCACGACAUUGUCUCAUGCUGGUGAUGCUG
Messenger RNA from Podospora pseudocomata, 1746 nucleotides. RefSeq lists its product as uncharacterized. Lineage: Eukaryota; Fungi; Ascomycota; Sordariomycetes; Sordariales; Podosporaceae. The transcript is spliced from 4 exons. The coding region runs from base 312 to 1511 and encodes 399 amino acids. The record is from RefSeq and is a predicted model, not a curated record.